This is a messenger RNA of Amoebophrya sp. A120, 2181 nucleotides long. Lineage: Eukaryota; Dinophyceae; Syndiniales; Amoebophryaceae. The record is from the annotation of a GenBank genome assembly.
AGGUCUUCUUUCGCGAAACGAUCGCAGUUCAGGCCGACGCUUUUCUUUUUCCCAGUCCGCGGCUGUAGUAAGUAUCUCCGGUGCCUGGAACCAAAGCAAAGCUCUCAAUCGCGAAGUUACGAACAAAUAUUUUUCUUCACGUUUUCGCUCCGCACUGUGUGGUCUUUUCAAAUUGUAGAACUUACUUACUUUCCAAGAAAGCACGCAAAAAAUGUCGGUCCCGAGCAAGCUAAAACAACUGAGCUCGGUUCGAGCCUACGGUGGUGCCUUGCGGCGGUUCGAGCAUACGUCGGGCGUGCUGGGGAACCUGCAGAUGAAGUUUGCGGUCUUCAUUCCGGACACCGCGUCGAAGGGGGCCAAAACACCAACACUGUACUAUCUGUCCGGCCUCACGUGCACGGAUGAAAACGUUUCCAACAAAGGUUAUGGAGGAGAAGUUUCGAUGAGUCAAGCUGCACGCAGCUGUUGAAGGUGUUUCCGUAUCUUUUCGGAUGUACUUACUAAAAGUUGAGUCGUCAGACACGCAAUUAUCCUACGUAAUGAUCGUCUGCGUCUUCUACCAGAAGACUUUAUUUCCUAUCGAGUAGGUAUGAGGUUUACGAACCGCGAAACUUGCCGUGCAGCUUUGACUCAGCGACCUUUUCCCACGCAUAGUUACAGUAUCGCAUUCAAGUGGGCUUCGGAGCUUGGAAUCGCGGUCGUAAUGCCAGACACGAUAUCAAAUGUAAAAAUGUCUGGGUCUGGAAGAAUGCGGGAUUUGUCAUGCUAGUCCGGCAUGACUCUGCGCUCUGUAUUGCGUGGCCGCAAAGGGCUUCUCUUGCCUGUCAUGCAAAAACGCAGUUUCUCAUGCGGAGUACGCAACACUGAACCACGGAAAGCCUUGUCAUGCUUGGCAGUGCAUUACAGUAUGCGCAUUUUUCCCUGACUUGCAUCACAAGUUUCCAGACCCAGACAUUUUUACAUUUGAUACACCAGUCCGCGGGGCCAUCCGGAGAUUCCGGGAGAAAACGACAGCUACGACUUUGGCACCGGCGCCGGGUUUUAUCUCAACGCAACUAAGGAACCCUGGAGCGCGAACUACAAAAUGUAGUGUGUGUUAUUUUUGUUUCUUGCUGAAAGUAGAGUACCUACUGCCGUCCGCCUCCGUCGGGGAAACCGGUGUUCGCUUAUGUGGUCCUGACGCGAUUUGAUAUGUGCAACGAAAAAAAACGAAAUUUUCAGACAAAAUGCUCAUGCCAAUCAUGCAACUACAUCACUCCAGGUACGACUACGUGGUGAAAGAGCUUCCAAGUUUGAUGGCCGAAUCUUUUCCCGAGUGGUACCUCCCAGAUAAAAUUUCCAUCACCGGGCACAGCAUGGGCGGACACGGCGCGCUCACAAUAGGACUCAAAAAUCCGACGACGUACUGAUUUCUUUUUUUUUUCAUCAUCGUGCCAUGGUCCCGUCUCGUUUUUAAUGAUUCUAGAUUUAUUUUGAUGAAGCAAGGAUAAGGAACCAGAUACGUCGCAAAAGCGAAAAACAAGCAAAACUACACUCAGGUACACGUCCGUUUCCGCGUUCUGUCCCAUCGUGAACCCGCUGGACACGAACUGGGGCCAGAAGGCGUUCAACGGCUACCUGAACGACCCAACGAAGGAAGGUGCGGACUACGACGCCUGCGCGUUGUUGCAGGCCGGGAAGAAGCAUCCGAAGUGCCUGCUCGUGGACCAGGGAACCGGGGACGAUUUUUACUCGGAAUCCAAGCAACUCCAACCAGAGAAGUUCGUGGAAGCGUGCAAGGCGGCGGGACAGGAGUUCGAGUGCAACAUGCGGGAGGGGUACGACCACAGCUACUGGUUUGUGUCCACUUUCAUGGAAAACCAUUUUCGAUUCCACGGCAAGCAUUUGGGCGCAUGAGGAAGAUGAAUGGAUUACGACCGUAGAUAGAACUGAAAAUUGUAAAGUAGUGACGCUGAAUGGCUUGUGGUGUUUACGCGAAGUGAAGUAUACAGUGAAAAAGACCUGAGCGCUUGCUGUGCAAGCCAUCAUUGCAUUCUGAAAAGAGCCACUCAAAGCUGUUCGUCUCUCUUCGAUAGCUCGUGCAUCAGGGGUCGUUAUAAAUUUGGUGUGCGGUCUUGGAUACUAUCUGCUAAAACAUGUUUUAAUUCUUUACGUUUCAGCUUGCCGCACUCUGUGCAUUUU